Molecule: messenger RNA, 770 nt
Organism: Cadophora gregata
Lineage: Eukaryota; Fungi; Ascomycota; Leotiomycetes; Helotiales; Ploettnerulaceae
Exons: 4
Coding region: 207-770 (187 amino acids)
Source: RefSeq, a predicted model, not a curated record
CUCUAUAUACUCUGAAUUCCGUUCAUAUUACUUUGAUUUGUCUGCGUCAUGGCUUUCUGCUCUCCGACCUUUCGACAUUUUUUCGGUUUAUUAAUACACCCUCUGCUCUCUUUGUCCAUCCUUUCAAUUCUCCACCUCAAAAAAAACUCCCACUCACUCCGACAUCCCACAACAUCUUCAACAAAUCAUAGCAGAACAACACAAACAUGAAGUCUUUCACAACUUCCAUCCUCUCCCUCUUGCUAAUCCUUCUCCUCACCCUCCAAGCCGUCGCCAUCCCAACCUCCGACAUCGUCGAGGCAUCCCUCCCAUUGGAUCUGAGCUCCGACUUCAUCUACCGUGAUCCAGAUAAUGGAGCGUUGAUUCCAAUGAAUGGUACUAUUGAGGAGAACCUUCACCUCUUCAAGUUCGACGACGCUGUCAACAUCGCAUCCACCAGCCUUGAGAGCCGCAACCCUCGUGGUCCACCCGAUUGCCACCCUCCCCAAAACUGGAAGCCAGUCGGAGAAGCUCCCCUGCUGGAUGGAAUAGACUACCUGCAUCGCAUCAAAGGUGACAUCCGCUUCUCGGCUCGCAGCUGUGGACGCGUGAGCUGUUCUUGGAAUGCGGGUAUCUUUCUUUGCAAUGAUAACUACGUGGAGUGGUGGGUCACAGCCAGCAAGAUCGGUGAUUACGCGCAGAAUAUUGCCAAGGCUUGCUGCCGUGACUGUAUGGGUCAGCAAUUCGAUGAUGCAAACUGGAAUGUCUGCGUUGCAAGCAGUCCUUGCUAG